Sitophilus oryzae (rice weevil) is the source of this 1020-nucleotide messenger RNA. RefSeq lists its product as uncharacterized. The transcript has 2 exons. The coding region runs from base 1 to 1020 and encodes 339 amino acids. The record is from RefSeq and is a predicted model, not a curated record. Lineage: Eukaryota; Metazoa; Arthropoda; Insecta; Coleoptera; Curculionidae.
AUGGGUAGCCCAAUCAGCCCAAUAAUUGCUAAUUUCUUUAUGGAGAGAUUUGAAGAAAAAGCGCUAGAGUCAUCCGUUCUGAAGCCCGCUGUAUGGUUUCGUUAUGUGGACGAUACAUUUGUGGUUUGGAAACAUGGACGUGACAGCCUAGAUGACUUCCUUCAUCACCUUAAUUCGCAGAGCCCGAGCAUAAAAUUUACUAUGGAAACCGAAGUAAACAACCAACUGGCCUUCCUCGAUGUGCUUGUCAAGAGAAAUGGCGACCUUUUGGAUCACACGGUGUAUCGAAAACCCACUCAUACAGACCGGUACUUACACAAACUAUCAAAUCACCAUCCAAGCCAAAAACAGGGGAUUAUCGGAACAUUAGCAAAUAGGGCAAGACGUAUCUGUGAUAAUGAACAUAUCCAAGAGGAACCAAGUCUUUUAAAUAAAGCCUUUCUUGCCAAUGGCUAUAAUGACAGAGAAAUAAAGGCGGCGCUGGCACCUAGGCAGAGGAGACCAGACGUCAAUGAACAGGAAAACAUCAUUAAUAAGGCCUUCCUUCCAUAUGUUUCCCAGGUCACCGAUAGGAUUGGUAAAGUUCUCAAGAAACAUAACAUCAAAACCAUAUACAAACCUACCCGGAAAAUAAGGGACUGCCUAAGACCAGCCAAAGACAAAAGAGAACCAUUAUCCUCUGCAGGGAUCUACCAGAAGUCAGCCGUAGCAGAACAUGCUAUAAGAGAUGGUGACCACAAAAUCCAAUUCGAAGACACCCAAGUCAUUGCCACAAUAUCUGGAUAUCAUCCUCGUCUGGCCAGGGAAGCUCUUGAAAUUCACAAACAUCCAAAUAAGUUCAACAGAAAGGAAGAAACUUUCUACCUUAACAGAAUUUGGCAUCCAGCUAUAUCUAGGACCAAAGUAGCAGCACCGAGGAGUAGACCAGUUCCGGAAGAACUACCACCCGAACAAGCCACGCCCCCUCCGCCGACGCAUAAAUACGCGCUACGCCGACGCGGAGGCAUCAGUCUAGUGUGA